This is a messenger RNA of Chaetura pelagica (chimney swift), 1305 nucleotides long. RefSeq names its product alcohol dehydrogenase class-3. Bases 1 to 1182 code for a protein of 393 amino acids. Gene Ontology annotation, molecular function: zinc ion binding; S-(hydroxymethyl)glutathione dehydrogenase [NAD(P)+] activity. Gene Ontology annotation, cellular component: cytosol. Gene Ontology annotation, biological process: formaldehyde catabolic process. The record is from RefSeq and is a predicted model, not a curated record. The transcript has 9 exons. NCBI's taxonomy places the organism in Eukaryota, Metazoa, Chordata, Aves, Apodiformes, Apodidae.
AUGUCCAGGGCUUUCAAGAGUAAACAGCAACACUGGAGGCAGCAUGACAAAACUGCAAGGGAAAGGAAAGUUAUUAAAUGUAAGGCUGCUGUUGCCUGGCAGGUAGGCAAACCUCUAUCUCUUGAAGAGGUGGAGGUUGCUCCACCAAAAGCUCAUGAAGUUCGUAUCAAGAUAGUUGCCACUGCUCUCUGUCACACUGAUGCCUAUACUCUGAGUGGUGCUGAUCCUGAAGGAUGUUUCCCUGUGAUCUUGGGUCACGAAGGAGCAGGCAUUGUAGAAAGUGUCGGGGAAGGAGUAACAAAAGUAAAGCCAGGGGACACUGUAAUCCCUCUAUACAUCCCCCAGUGUGGAGAGUGCAAGUUUUGUAAGAAUCCUAAAACAAAUCUGUGCCAGAAGAUAAGAAUUACUCAAGGGAAAGGACUCAUGCCUGACGGUACCAGCAGAUUCACAUGCAAAGGAAAGCAGAUUUAUCACUUUAUGGGGACUAGCACCUUCUCCGAGUAUACUGUGGUGGCUGAUAUCUCAGUAGCCAAGAUAAAUGCUGCAGCACCUCUUGAUAAAGUGUGCCUGCUGGGUUGUGGCAUCUCUACUGGCUAUGGGGCUGCUGUUAACACUGCUAAGGUGGAAGCUGGCUCUAAGUGUGCUGUCUUUGGUUUAGGAGGAGUUGGUCUGGCAGUUAUUAUGGGCUGUAAAAUAGCAGGAGCAUCCCAGAUCAUCGGCAUUGACCUUAAAAAGGAUAAGUUUGCCAAAGCCAAAGAGUUUGGAGCUACUGAGUGCAUUAGCUCUGAAGACUUCAAGAAGCCUAUACAGGAGGUGUUGGUUGAGAUGACUGAUGGUGGCGUAGACUACUCAUUUGAUUGCACUGGGAAUCCUGGAGUCAUGAGAGCUGCCUUGGAGGCCUGCCACAAAGGCUGGGGAGUCAGCGUGAUAAUUGGAGUAGCUGCUGCUGGUCAGGAGAUCUCCACAAGGCCAUUCCAGCUGGUAACAGGGCGGACGUGGAAAGGGACUGCGUUUGGAGGCUGGAAGAGUGUAGACAGUGUACCGAAACUGGUGAAUGACUACAUGUCCAAGAAGAUCAAGGUUGAUGAAUUUGUGACACAUACCCUGCCUUUUCACAAAAUUAAUGAAGCUUUUGAGCUGAUGCAUACAGGAAAGAGCAUUCGAACUGUGCUAAAUUUUUAGAGCCAAAUGUGGACCUUUCAGUUGGCCAGCAACGUGAUAACUAUCCAUCUAGAAUGGAAUUUCUGAUAGAGAGUAGAAUCAAGCAAAUGGAAGAUUCACUGGGACUGGGAAGACUGUAAUCUA